GCCAACCUGCCCCAGUAGGAGGAAGCUAUUGGGAAUUGUUCGCUUCUAAGUGCGUUAACCGUCAGUGCUUCAAAAUGGAAGUUUAUUUUACACUCAGACCUCUGUGGUGAACAUUAAACAAGCAGGAAAACGCUCACGAGUGGGACAAGCGGGAGAAAAAACAAAUCAUUGUUUUGUUUUGAACCCCCCCCCCUGUUUGUCCUCCUGCCCUGUUUCUGCAUGCACGCGCUGUCGGACUCCAACAAUGCAUCCUGCGCUCGCGCCUCGUCUUCGGCGGCUGGUUAAACGCUGGGAUAUUGGAACAGGAAACUGAAAUGAUCGCAGAUUUGUGAGUGGAAUUUCUCGGGACGGUGUGGAUUGUGUAGUUUUUUGUUUGUUUGGCUUUUAAAGGGGAAAUGCCUGGCCGGAACAGGUACAACCUGGUGGACGACGCGGCGGAUUCGCGCGUGCCGCUUCACAACGACGAGGCGUUUCAGCACGGCAUUCAUUUCCAAGCCAAGUAUAUUGGCAGUCUGGAUGUCCCAAGACCUAACAGUCGCAUGGAGAUCGUCGCUGCUAUGCGGAGAAUCAGAUACGAGUUCAAGGCGAAGAGCAUUAAGAAGAAGAAAGUGAACAUGGUGGUCUCAGUGGACGGUGUAAAAGUGAUACUUCGCAAGAAGCUGAAGAGGAAAGAGUGGACGUGGGAUGAAAGUAAAAUGCUGGUGAUGCACGACCCAGUCUACAGGAUUUUCUAUGUGUCCCAUGACUCUCAGGAUUUAAAGAUUUUUAGCUACAUUGCCAGAGAUGGGUCCAGCAACACCUUCAGAUGCAACGUCUUCAAGUCGAAAAAGAAGAGUCAGGCGAUGCGUAUAGUGAGGACAGUAGGCCAGGCCUUCGAGGUGUGCCAUAAGCUGAGUCUGCAGUCUGCAGAUGGACAGAUGGACAGACAGAUGGACAGACUUGCACUUGGAGAGAAUGGAAAAUCUGAGGAGGAGACCCCUAGUGAAGGCCAUGAGUUGACCGGAGCUGAGCGCGUCAGUGGUGUAGAAAUGGAGAUGAAGCCGGUCAGCGCUUGUGAACAAGCUAUUACUGACGUCCUUCAGAGCCUCUCAGAGCUGAACAUGGUGAAGCCAGGAAAACCCCUCCAGGAACUAGAGGAGAUGCCUCUUCAUCCUCUGUCUCCCAGCAGCCCUUGCUCCCUGUCUCGCACACCACUGGCUGACCAGCACCACCUUCAGUUAUUACAGCAGCAGGUACUACAGCAGCAACAACAAGCUCAAGUUGCCGUGGCGCAGGUACAGCUGCUGAAGGAUCAGAUAGCCGCAGAGACGGCUGCCAGGAUGGAGGCUCAGGCCAGGAGCCACCAGCUGCUGCUGCAGAACCGAGACCUGCUGCAGCAUAUAGCGCUGCUGGUCCAACAUGUCAGCGAGCUGGAGGCCAAGGUCAACGGCCAUGCAAAGAAUGAAGACUGGCGAAGCUCAUCAUCGUAUUCUCUUGCUCUCAACCUGAAAAACUACUACAGUUCAGACCAGCCCAUCACCUCCACUCCGGCAGGAGAGCUCCAAGUUCCUCCUACGCCUCCUUAUACAAUGGCCUGUGCUGAGUCCUACCUCAGCCUUCUUAGAACAGGAACGUCUCGUCCCAUCACGGCCAAUGGCAAGCCAGCAAACACUGGGCACAAGCAGAGAAUGGGCAGUACGAGCAGUGACUUUACCAAGCUUAAUACAGCAGCAGUGGAUCAGAGGGUUAAAGAAAUAAUCCCAAAGCUGGACCCGCCCCCUCCCCCAGUCAGCCGAAAGCGCGCAAACAGAACAGGAUCAGAAACGUCGUCUACUCUGGCCUUCAGCUCAUCCUUCCCUGACAUCACACCAUGUUUUGUUACUCCGGGAGAGUUCGGAAACGAUCUCAGCGUGUCCUGUUCGGCGAGUGAGGAUUCCGGCAUGCGCUCCGACAUCAAGCCACCUGAAGAGGAUCUAUUUGAAGACCGCAACUCCGCCCUGCUUUCUACUUCCAGCACCUGCAGCAGUUUACCAGAGGACCACCCCCUGGCUGGAACCCCGCCCCGGGCAGCCACCCCCAAUAGCUACGAGCACACGACUCCGUUUUCAUCACCUCUUAACAAAACCUGCCUUCAUAUCAGUCUGAGUGAAGACGAGCUUCUGGAGGAUGGGAUCUUUACUACAGAAAGCCCACUCAGUAGCUCAUUUAGUUAGCAUUAAGAGUAACAAAAACUUGAAACUAGCGAGGGUUCACGACUGGAUGAAAUAUAGCUACUCAAGCGGCACUUUCUACUUCUACAGCAACAAAAGAAAACCAUCAUAUACAACGAAGCUGACAACUUCUGUAAGAAGUUUAGAGGCAUUUCACAGCUAUUACGCAUACGUUUUGUGUUGCUUGAUAUUUCAGUGUAAUCAUGACUGCUGUGAUUUAUCUGUACUUUAAUGGCAAAAUCUUUGCCAUUGUUAUUUUAUUCCCUGGGUGGCUUCAGGUUACUGCCUGUCUGGAGUUUCUCAUGGUCUCCCAGGUUCUCUGGGUUCUCCAGUUUUCCUUCUAAGAUGGCUUGACAGCUCUAAAUUUGUUGGCCCCUUGGUAAAAUGGCAUCUGAUCGUGAGACCCAGUGUUCAUGGAAUAUGUGCCGGAUUCACCACAUUUCUGAGGAUAAAGCAGUUACAGAUGGAUGGAUGGAUGGAUGGAUUAGAGGAUGGAUGGAUGGAUUGAUCAAAGGACAAAUGCAUGGAUGGAUUAGAGGAUGGAAGCAUGGGUGGAUUGACCAAAGGACAGUGGCAUGGAUGGAUGGGUGCAUGGAUGGAUGGGUGGAUUAGAGUAUGGAUGAAUGGAGGGGUGGAUUGACGGAUGGAUGGAUGGAUGGAUGGACCAAAGGACACAUGCAUGGAUGGAUGGGUGGGUGGAUUGACUGAAGGACAGAUGCAUGGGUGGAUUGACUGAAGGAUAGAUGGAUGGAUGGAUGGAUUGAUCAAAGGAUGGAUGCAUGGAUGGAUGACUAGAUUUAUUAAGGACUUAUUUAUUAAGGGUCAUAAUCAGAGUUUAUGAAAUAAUUUGCAGAUUCAUUUUGAAGACUGAAAUUGUGCACAUCUUUAUCACCAGUCAUGCAUGUUGGGUGGAAUUUACUUAAAACAGAAAAUUCUUCACAGCAAGGAAAGAAAACCCAAAGGAAAAUCGACUUAAUCAAGUGCGUAACUCAUUUAACUUCGAGUAACUUUCUUUACGUACAGCUCUAAAUACAGCCUAUUAUCUGCAAUAUCUUUAAACACUGUUCACCUGCAAAUGUGAUGAAAAUUAAUGUACACUGGACUACUGUGUAUAAUAGAAUUUUUUUUUUUUUUUUAGAAAAAUGAUUGUGUUAAUUUAGAAUGUAGAAAGGAAAAGGUAUAGAAAUGUAUUAUAAAAAAUGAUUUUUUUUUAAUUAUCUGCUACAUUUUAUUGUAUGAGUUUAUAUAUCUCAUGUCCAUGGACUACUGUUUGCCUGAAUAGAAUGAAAAUGAAAUAUUGAUGAAAUGCUCUGAAGGUUGAAGAGCAGACAGGAGAAAAAGCCAGAGAAUAUAAUAUUUAAAAAACCUUAUGUCUGUCAGGAAAUGACAGAAAUUUGCAAAUGACACGGAAGCAGAAGGAAUCCAGAAAUCAUAAUCAGAGUAAAUCACUGCUCAUUGAGUUUGGUUUAAGCAACUGAAUAUUUGAAAUGCAAAUGAACAAAGCGUAAUUGUGAAGUACUUAAUCAUGUUUGUAACACUGCCAUGGUGUUAUCAUCAGCUGGAAAGCACUAGAAUAUUCUUAUCGCUUCCUGAUGGAGUGUGGUAGUGAUAGACAGACUAAGAGUGGAAAGGGGAAAAAAAAAGUGUUGCCUUAGCAGUGAAUUGACUCAGAGGAAGUGAGACCAAGCUAAAUCAAUUUUCUUGCUCUGUGGAUUUCCUUGUCAUGUUACUGAUACAGAUAAGAUCGCGGUGAACUCAGAACCCAUCCGGUUCUGACUUUAGUCUAAUAGCAGUGAUGACACUGAGGUAGAUUUAAAAUUAACCCAAGACUUUUGAGACAUAAAACUGUGAAAUGUGCUUAAAGAUAUUAAUAAGAGCAAUAAGAGAUGUAUCAAGAAAAAGUUAGCUUUGUGUACUAGAGAGAAAAAAAGAAAAGCAAGAAUGAAUUAGAAAGAAGGGGUUAGUAGAGGGGUAGAUGGGGUGAGCAGGUGUUAUGAUCUGCAGCCAUGGGUAGGAGGAAGUAGGUGGAAAAGACAUGGAGGUAGGGACUGCAGCAUCAAGCAGGUAGUUA
Messenger RNA from Hemibagrus wyckioides, 4260 nucleotides. Its product is annotated as carboxyl-terminal PDZ ligand of neuronal nitric oxide synthase protein. The transcript is spliced from 11 exons. The coding region runs from base 396 to 2192 and encodes 598 amino acids. Gene Ontology annotation, molecular function: nitric-oxide synthase binding. Lineage: Eukaryota; Metazoa; Chordata; Actinopteri; Siluriformes; Bagridae. The record is from RefSeq and is a predicted model, not a curated record.